This is a messenger RNA of Pieris napi, 5799 nucleotides long. RefSeq names its product dual 3',5'-cyclic-AMP and -GMP phosphodiesterase 11 (gene Pde11). Gene Ontology annotation, biological process: signal transduction. The record is from RefSeq and is a predicted model, not a curated record. The coding region runs from base 531 to 3446 and encodes 971 amino acids. Gene Ontology annotation, molecular function: 3',5'-cyclic-GMP phosphodiesterase activity; protein binding; 3',5'-cyclic-AMP phosphodiesterase activity. NCBI's taxonomy places the organism in Eukaryota, Metazoa, Arthropoda, Insecta, Lepidoptera, Pieridae. The transcript is spliced from 19 exons.
GGCGCCAGUCGAUUUCCAAGCGUCGCAGGGCUGCCGCGUUCUCGCCGCGUUGAGCCCUCUCGCGAUCUUAACUUUGUGUUGCCACUGGAAACUUUUAAACUCAAUUUUCGUAGAGAUUCGGCGUCCUAUCGCCUGUUGCUACCCUAGUAUAGAGUCUAGUCGCGUGUGCAGUGUAGCGAGCGAUACUACAUGCAAUAUCGCGCGUGUAUCACAGUACGACGGUCUAUUUUUGAAUAUUCAUUGGGUUUGUUGCUAAGUUUUCGAAACGCAGUCCGACAGUCGGGUUAACGGCCCCAGUGUACAGCACCUCAUGUGUUUUUGUUGACGGAUAACAUUUGUUUUUAAAAACAUCUGUGGAAUUCGUGACACUUUAUCUUGGUCCGCUGCAAGCGUUUUGCCUGGCAGAGUGACGGAUAUGGGUGAUAUAGUGGUACCUUAAUAGGUUAUUAGUGGGCGAUGUGAGCCAUCAACUAGUGAUAGUGUUGUGCUAGUGAUGUAACAUUCUAUGGAAGUGUCAGUGUGUUCUCGGAAUGUUCACGAAACACGGAAAGACGCUUGAGCGGUGUUCUCACCCCUCACAUAGAAGCUGCAAGAAGAAAAAACAGCCCCCACAUACACCCUGGAAAUACUUGAUGAAUUGCCCACUCGUUAGGAAAUGUUUUGGUCUACAGCUCCGGAGCAUAGAAGAGCCGUCAGGUGGCGCGGGCGCAGGCAUGCCCGCGCCUGCCUGCUACGACGCGGAGUGUGCGCGGACAGAAGCCUGGCUGGAUGAGAACCAGGAGUUCGUGCAUGAUUAUUUCUUAAGAAAAGCUCCGCGACAAGUGGUGGAUGCGUGGUUGGUGUCCCAUGCUACACCGCCCAGUGCUGAACUUCCAUCCCCUUCGAGAGCUGGCUCUGGAGCCACUACACCUGUUAGAAAAAUCUCAGCGCACGAGUUCGAGAGAGGUGGUCUUCUGAAGCCACUAGUGACGACUGUAGAUGGGACUCCCACCUUCCUGGGAGACCAACCUCAUGCGACACCCUCAAGGCCUCAGAGGCGCUCUCGGCAUGAGCUCAAGCAGCUGGAUGAGAAGGAGCUUAUCUUUGAACUGGUAAAGGACAUUUGCAAUGAACUGGAAGUACGGGUUUUAUGCCAUAAAAUCCUGCAAAACGUUUCAAUUCUUCUUGAUGCCGACCGAGGCUCUCUGUUCCUCGUCCAAGGAGAAAAAGCCGCCUCGCCUAAUCCGCAAAAUGGCAGAUGCCUGGUGUCGAAGCUCUUCGAUGUCUGCUCUAAGUCAACUCCAGAACAGAUGGAACAGCUUGAGGAGAUCAGGAUACCAUGGGGUUCAGGCAUCGUUGGCUACGUGGCGGAGAGCGGCGAACCCGUGAAUAUACCUGAUGCGUACAAGGACGAAAGGUUCAACCAUGAUAUCGAUCAGCAGACAGGCUAUAAAACAAGAUCGCUUCUUUGCAUGCCGAUUAAAGACAUCAAUGGCGAAGUCCUUGGAGUCGCGCAGGUGAUAAACAAACAAAAUGACGGACCAUUCACAGCAUACGACGAGAAAGUGUUCUCUUCGUAUCUCCAAUUCUGCGGCAUUGGUUUACGGAACGCACAGCUGUAUGAACGGUCGCAGCUCGAAGUGAAGAGGAACCAGGUGCUGUUGGAUUUGGCGAGGAUGGUCUUUGAGGAGCAGAGCACGAUAGAGCAUAUGGUGUUGAGGAUAUUGACCCACACGCAGAGCUUGAUUCGGUGUCAAAGGGUGCAGGUGCUGCUGGUACAUGAAGCGUCCAAGGGCAGUUUCUCCCGUGUUUUCGAUCUGGAGGCUGGUGAUGAUGAAGAACCUGGUACACCACGGACAUCCCCGUACGAGAGCAGGUUUCCCAUCAACAUCGGUAUCACUGGCUACGUUGCUACUACUGGAGAGACUGUAAAUAUACCCGACGCGUAUACGGACGCUCGGUUCGACCCUUCAGUGGACGAGGGUGCUGGCUUCAAGCACAACACAAUCCUUUGUAUGGCGAUCAAGAACUCUGAGGGACAAAUUAUUGGUGUUAUACAGCUAAUCAACAAAUUUGACGAGCUGCUCUUCACAAAGAACGAUGAGAACUUUGUGGAGGCGUUCGCGAUAUUCUGCGGUAUGGGAAUCCACAAUACACAUAUGUACGAGAAAGCCAUCACUGCCAUGGCCAAACAGAGUGUAACAUUAGAUGUUUUAAGUUACCAUGCGUCGGCAUCAAUAGAUGACGCACAAAGAUUACGGAGUUUAAGAAUACCAUCAUCAGCCCACUUCAGUCUCCAUGAGCUGUCAUUCGAUGACAUUGAUUUGACAGAUGACGAUACAUUGCGCGCCUGCCUGAGAAUGUUCCUAGAUCUUGACUUUAUUGAACGGUUCCACAUAGACUACGGCGUGCUCUGUAGGUGGCUCUUGAGCGUUAAGAAGAAUUACCGCAAUGUAACCUAUCACAAUUGGAGACAUGCGUUCAACGUCGCUCAGAUGAUGUUCUCAAUACUUACGGAUACUCAAUGGUGGCAGAUUUUCGGUGAGCUCGAAUGCCUGGCUCUGAUCAUCGGAUGUCUCUGUCAUGAUCUCGACCAUCGGGGGACUAACAACUCCUUCCAAAUAAAGGCAUCAUCACCCCUGGCCCAGUUGUACUCGACUUCGACGAUGGAGCACCACCACUUCGAUCAGUGUCUCAUGAUCCUGAACUCCCCUGGAAACCAGAUCUUGGCGAAUCUCUCUUCUGAGGAUUACGAGAAGGUUGUCAAGGUGCUGGAAGACGCUAUUCUUUCCACCGAUUUGGCUGUGUAUUUCAGUAAAAGAAAUGCCUUCCUCGACAUAGUGAGUUCGGACAAGACGGUCACACCCGCUUGGGGGGAGUGCGAGGAGCGUCGCGGGCUGCUCCGUGCGAUGUUGAUGACGGCGUGCGACCUCGCCGCCAUCACUAAGCCGUGGCCCGUGGAGAGACGAGUGGCAGCGCUCGUCGCCGGGGAGUUCUUCCGCCAGGGUGACCUUGAGAAACAGAACCUCAAUUUGACGCCCAUAGAUAUAAUGAACCGAGACAAAGAGGAUCAGCUGCCAUCGAUGCAGGUCAAGUUCAUCGAUACUAUUUGCUUGCCCAUUUACGAGGCAUUCGCCGUACUCCAUUCAUCGCUCCAACCGAUGUUAGACCGCGUGAAAAGCAACCGCGCGCACUGGAUCGAGCUCGCAAACGAAGCGAACAAUGGCGAGAAACUCGACUUCUGUCUCGACAAGGAGCCAGAGAAGAACGACAAAUCCAGCGCCAGCUCGCACGUAGACGACACGGAGAACACGUACGAGGGAGACAGCAGUGGUGCCGUCAGCCUCUCCUCGGAGACCAACUCGAAAUACGACAAUCUGGAGAAUCCGGUUGUCGGCCUCGUCUGCAACAACGCGCUGACGCAGCGGGACCCGACGAAGUUCUGCCAUUUGAACGAAAUGAACUAAACGACCUCGCUUCGACGGGGUCCAUAUUUAAUUAUGCUGGUUAAAUUUGGAUUCCGUCGAAGAUCUGACUUAGCUGGUAAUUAUUCUAAUUGACGCCUAAAAGUAUGUCUUAUUCACCGUAGAUUUGCAAAAACUAUAUAUAUAUCUCGCACUCGAAAUUAAACGGCAAUUUUCUAUAAAUUCUAAAACAAAAUCGAAAAUGAAUUGCUGUUUCACAGUUUAGGUUUAUCUUUUGGAUUAAUUUACCGAAAAAAAAAACGUUAAUUUGUGAGUUGUGACUUACUAUUUUAAAACUAAUAAAUAUUGCGAGAUAUCUUUUACAAUUACCAUGACACAUAACAAACAUUUGGACUUUUAAAAUCGAAUAUCAACUUUGAAUUUUAAUUUCUGAACUGAAAAUAAAUUGUAAUAAAAUCUCAAAAAUCAAUAACAUACCAUAGUUUUAUGACAUUAGCUUCUAGGCUCGUUUAAAAUAGUUUAUCUCAGCUUUGAGUCAGAAGGUUUCACUACAUUCGUAGAUAUAAGAUCAUUAGUUUUAAAUGUCGGAUACUUAAGCGAUGGCGUGUUAAAACAAUAAAAUGUUUUAGCUGAUUUCGGCCUGUUUAAUAUAAUACGUGACAUGAAAGUUAAACACUUACCUCAUUCAUUCUAUUCCUACUACGUGUAAUUAACAUGAAUUAUGUUCGUGUCUCGCUAGUUUUUGGUAUCAUUUAAGAUACUUUUAUUUACUUUAAUUUUAUGUUCUCACGUUUGGUAAAACAUUAUAAUUGAAAUCGGGGCCUAUCUUAGCGAACGUAUGGAAAUACCAAAAAAUUUUAUAGUUAGGUAUUACUAAAUUGAGACCGGAAACAUCUUUAUUGUGAUGAUUUUUGUAGAAUUAAUUUUUAGUUUAAACCCUCUAAGUCCAUUUCAUGAGUGAAUGUGGGCGAUAAGGUCGCGCGUCGUGUAAAUACAACUAUUUUAGAGGAUUAACAGUUAAUGAUGAGUACUUACUUGUGAAUUUUUGUUUUCUACGUGUUUCUGCAGCUUUAUGUAAUACCGCUAUCAAGACAGUUUGGCCUCGUUUACGGAUACGCGACGCAUUGAUUACCUUUGCUCUUCGUUCCUGUAACUCAUAAAUUUGACAAGGAUUAAAGGCUUGUGUUGAAUAGUUAUGAAAUAUCUUAUUGUCUUUAGUAGUAAAAGAUUUUUCAUACAAAUAUUCUAGACUAAAACUUUUAAUACUUUGUGAAACCAAUAGAGCAAACGUACACGCACGCGUUCGUGUACGUUUAUGUACAAGUUAUGUUGCCUCCGAUUGUAGGAUCGGAUCAUAUGCAUCGUGUAUCCGUUGAUGAGUCCCAAAGUCCGUAUAACCAUUCCAUUAUAAUUUCAUACCAAAUUCUACAAUUGUGUCGUCUACUAACCAAAAAGUCAAUUAUGUAUGCUGAGAAUUUUUUUGACUUCGUAAACACUUCACAAUUAGCUUGUGUGUUAACGAUAUUAGGUUUAAGAAAAAUAACAUUCUAAGGUUAAGAGAAUAACCUCAAAUUAUUGAAAUACCACCGUAUUGUCAUGUAUAGAUGACGAUGUGAAUUAAUUCAUGAAUUUUUGUAAUCUCGAGAAAUAAAUGUGGCGCUUAAAAUUGAUAAUUUUGGAUUAUUUUACCAGUUAUUUAUUGAUGUAUAACUCAAAUUUUACGCGGUGUUGCUAUAUAAAUGUCUCUUUUCAAUUUGUACGACGCAAAAAUUCGGUUCAGUUUGCUUAAUGACAUCUUGGUAAAUGUAUGAAGUUCUUUAUUGUAACAUUUUUGCGUUGUCUGGAUUGCGCGAUCGUGUUUUGUUUGAUGAUAUACACCAAUAAGUGCUUGGUUAUUUUAUUAUUUUCAAUAUAGCUUCAUAAUGAGAAGUUAAUUUAAUCUGAAAACAUUUUUAUUUUUGAACAAAAACCGUUUUCUUAUUCUUAAUUAGUAAAACCGAAUCCUUAAUUAGUUAUUUUAAUCACCACAACUAUGACCAAAAUAAAUGUAAGUACUUACUACUCGCAAACAGAUUUUGAUAAUUGCUUAGAAUUUUCUAUAAAUCAAUUAAAUUUUUUAUAUCGACAGUAUUCGUCGCUAAAGUUAUGACCAAUUCUUAAAGAUUAUAGAAAAAAAAUAUUUUCAAAUUGGAAUUCUCUCUAUAAUCGUAGAUAUUUAAAAAUCUCAAAUUAUUGUGGUAAUCAUGUACAACGUUAAUGUUAAGAUUGCUGUAAGUAUUAUUAGCAAGUAAUUAGAAAAUUAAUAUGUCGAGAUGUAUGGUGUGUGAUUCAUUAUGGAGGUUGUUUUGUUCCAAACAAAAUGUUAUUUAUUUAUGAAUAAACAAAUUUUGAAAUA